AUACUAUGAUACUAAGCAAUACAAGCAGAAGCUACAGAAAAUAUAAGAGAAGAGAGAGGAGUCAGUGUUUUUAAGAGAGAGAGUUUAGAUGAGCUCCCGUGAGAGCCUGGGCUGAGACCUCCAUUGGUGACAUCCCACCUGCUAAUUACCUCCAGGAGCUGACGAGCCCCUCCCUGCGAGUUGAUGUGCAGAGGAAAAAAUAAAAGUUGAUACUCCAACACAAAGCAGCAUAGUAAUAGUAAGUAGGAGGAGGAAGAGAUGAAGAAAAUAAUUCGACUAGCAAGCAGAGGAGAGUCUGAUAGACCAUCUCUCAAGACGCAAAAGAAAUGGGAGAAAGUGCUGAGGAAGGAAGGAUUCACUCUUCUGUACUUAGGACAUGCUGUUCUCUCUGACGCCAGAGCCUCCUCUGAAGUAACGCUAGCUAUAAUGGCAGUCAAGCAGUCUCCUACGGACCAAAAGAGAGUCCAGAUAUACUGCCAGGGACCUCAGCUUUAUGUGAAGGAGAGGAUGGGAGAAGAAGGAGAGCAGGAGCUACUCACUUCUCCUCUUACAAACAUUUCACAAUGUCUGCAGCACACUGCUCAAGGCUUCAAUGACUGCUUUGGACUGGUCUUCAGCUCAGGCCCGUGGAUAAAACAAUGUCACAUCUUUCAAGCUAAAAGCAACAAAGAGGCUUCAGAUGUGGUCCUAUCAAUACACAGAAGUGUCAAGGCGGUCAUCAAAUCUUAUCGGAGGAAGUCUGAGAUACCACUACCAGUUCUAUUAUUAGAAUCACAAGAGAUGACGUCACAGGAGCCUAACAAUAGAAUAAACCAGAGAAGAAAAUCGGACAGUGGCUUGAGGACAAUUAAUUCGGAGCCUGCGCCAAUUAUAUCCAUAAGCAAGGAACCAUCUCCUGUAAUUUCAUUGGCUGUCGCUCUGCCGUCAAAGCCAUCUCCAUGGAAACGGAAGAAAGGAGCGGGAGAGAUGAGCAGGACUGAGAAGAUAGAGGUGGUGUCAGAGGCUAGGAAACGAGUCAAGGAAAGCAACGAAUUGUUGAGACAAACUUGCAAUAACCCUCAUCCACAGUCUCCGUUUGAGAGAGCACUUCAUGCCAUUAACUUCUCCAGUGACCAGCUACUGUCCUAUCUACUGGAUCAACACAUGCUUUCGGUUGAUGCUUGUGAUCACGAUGGCAACAAUCCACUCCAUUACGCUGUGGCUAUGCAGAAUGAAAGGGCAUUAAAGAUACUACAUGAAAGAAUGUCUUCCCUUGAGCAUCGUAACAAUAGCAAGCUCCACCCACUCCACAGAGCUGUUAGCGACGGUAACAAACACAUCAUCACUAGCUUAUUGGAAAGAGGAGCCAAUCCAAAUGCACAGGAUGACGAAAAGAAUACUCCACUGCAUUACAGUGCUAGCACUAGGGAGCAGCACGAGGUUUGCUGGAUAUUGCUCCAGUAUGGGGCCAUGAUAUCAAAGCAGAAUAAAAUAGGAAUAAGACCAAUAGACAUGCUACCAGACCUCAAAGAGAUGCAGAAUCGGCUCAUAGUUUCAAUGUGUAAGUCGUUUUGUGAUCCAAAGGAGAAGCUAGUUGCUCCAGCAAGCACAUCCACUGCAGCCCCUCCCGGCCUUCUCUCUGAUUCACAUCACAAGUUUAAUGAAUUCCUUGAAAGAGCAAAAGAGCAAGCGAAAUCUCUCAAGUCUAAAAUCAGAGGAGGAGGAGGAGGAGGAGGAGGAACGUCGAAACACAAUAAAUUUAAAAAGAUAAGUCACAGCAUUAGUAACCUCUCUGAGCUUUUAGAAGCCGAAGAAGAUGAAAUGAUUAGACAGGACAGACUGCAAAAGUUAAAGUUUCCGUUAGCUUUACCAAUAGACGUGUUGCAACUAGAAGCUGAUAAAGAGGAGGUUGAAAAAGGACUCAAUAAAUUAAUACACUUCAGUAAGAACUCUCGUAGUGCCUUGAAACGCUCCACGAGUGAUCCUGAGCUGUCAAGCACUGCUGGAGACAUGAGCAAAGAAGACAGCUCACCGCUGAGCCCGGACUUUGACUUCAAAAAAUUAUUGAAGCAUUUUGAGCACCGGGAACUGCCCCCACCACGCCCCCUUUCGUCACCUUAUUACCGUAGCAACCGGGAGAGAAGGGGUAAGGACACGAUUGGUGAUGCCACACUCAGCGCUGCUUUUAAAGACUUAGAAAUGGAACUAGCAACCUCGGAUCAUAACAGACCAGACUCACCUGGGUUCUCUCAUAUCAAAAUAUCACCGAAAGUAUCACGAAGAGAUUUGAAGAAGGAUGAGGUGCAAACCACGCCCACAAAAGAGCCGAAAAGUAAAGACGAGGCAAUGGCUGAACUUGAUGACAUCAUCGAUCAGAUCAAACUAGCAGCUGAUGAGAUUCAAGAUAUGAAACCUUUUGGGAUAAAGCAACAGAACUAUAAAGAAGAAAGGAAUAAAGCAGCAGAGCAAAGGCCAUCGGUAUUUCCAGUUCCAGCCAUCAAGAAAGGAGGACCGAGGAGUCAUUACGAUCAUAUUAUAACGAGCAGUAUUGAAACUAAUGACUCAUGCUCCUCCUCAGAAACAAGACGCAAGACAGUAUCAGGCCUUUCACCACUUCACCUCCAAACAAAGAGAGGCCAUCGUAGGAUCGGAAGUACAGGAUCCACACUAUCAAUGGGGUCCUCAUCCUCUUCCUCCAACCCACACCCUCUCACUGAAUCACUCCUCAAUUUCCCCAUGGACUCAGAGCCAGGGGAACCAGGAGCUAAGAGCCUUCACGUGCUUUGUCUUCUGUCUCAGAACCCAGAGUGCAUCCAACCGCUCAUAUCACACAUAUGUCUAUCGGACUUCAAGGAUAGACUAGUAGGAGCUGCUUCAGCUGAAUCAUCAAGUGAUUCAACAGUGUCAAACAUUGCCAACCUUGUGUAUAAUAUAUUUGAAAUGGGCGGAUCAGAUGGAAGGAAGACUGCAGUUGAGUCUGGGAUGAUGGACAUUGUACUGAAGCUACUGUCAACCAGAGAUCCAAUACCUGGUACAUGUCUUAUGAUAUUAGACCAUCUACUAGUCAACGAUGGUGAUAAUAAUUAUCUAAGAACCAUAGCAAAGAUCCCUUGUGCCCCCCUACUAGUGUUCCUAGAACAUUCAGAUCCGGAACUGGACAGUGGGUUGGGCUCUCAAAGGGAGAGAGGUCCCUCCUCUUCCUCUACAACAACGUUUGAUUAUCACGCUCCUUCUUCCCACGGCUCUCAUCAUGCCCCUUCAAACCGGACCCCCUCGUCACACGGAUCACACCUCACCCCCUCAACCCACCAAACCUCCUCUUCACCACACCCACAAGGUGACCACACCCCCUCUAUGCACCAUGUCCCCUCAUUACACCACACAAGCUCUCAUUCCUCUUCAUAUCACCAAGGAGAUGAGAGGCUGGCCUUGCACCAUCAGUUACUAACAAACGUCAAGGAUAGAGCCACGAGCUUCACGAGUGAAUCAAGUAGUGCUAACAGCUUAGCUUCUCCCACGUUUCAUGGUGAUAUGGUCACCAAUCAAGAAGCUAAAAGAAUUGUACUCAAGUUGUUAGCAGUGACAAGUUCGCAUACAAAAAUGCAGCGAGCUCUGUCUGGCCUACGCUACAUAUCGCUCCUCUCUGAUUAUACUGCCGACGUGUCUCUUGAAAACAGAACCAACAGUAUCAUAACACUAGCUAACAUAGGACUAGACAUCCAGAGUCAUCCUUACUUACUCCAGGCUGGACUUGUGGAGAAACUACGUCCUAUUUUAAGCAACGGUCCUAAGGCAAGGUAUCAUGCCAUAAGAGCACUAGUGUAUCUGGGGAAACUCCAACUGUUUGGCUGUAACCUUUUUACCAGCGGAAGGGGAAGGAGAAGUGGGGGAGAGGAUGAGAAUGAUUACGUAAUUAAAGCAAUUGAUGGACACCAGCACACCUACGUGAGGGGUCUAACUGUCGAAGCCUGUAUUGAGCUAUUGACAUCAAAUACUAAAGAGUUAUGGGGCGGGAUUGCUUUGAGGGACACAGCCUCGGGACUUCAUCUCUCAAGAGAAAAAACCAUCGACUUCUUCUUGACGACAUAUCGGUCAUUCCUCCACCCACUUUUAUUAAUGAGACUACUGUUACACCGCAUUGAUACUCCUAAUCUUGAGCCAAACCCUUUUGAUUGGUCGAAGGACAUCAGUGAAAUAAAGCUCCAGCAUCAAUACAGCAUACCCCCAGUGCACCAAGCAACUCUUAACGUUAUCGGACAAUGGAUAGAAUCAUUUCAAGAAGACUUCAGAUUAAUACCUCAACUACAAGAUUAUUUAGGUGAAUUGAUCCACAGGUUACGUAAGUUCAAAGGAGCCUACACUCCUCAUGCUCACAGAUUAAAGUCGUUGCUACAAGAUCUCCACAAACCACCUGUUAAAAGGACAGCAGCUGAGAGUGAUGGCAACAAAUCCCUCACCACUUCUCUCUCGGCUAAUGACGUCAAAUAUAGGGUACCUCAUCACGAAAACCUUUAUUUUCAAUGCAAGAAAUUAAUCAGUGAAGAUCUUUUGCCAGUAACGCUAGAUACAGCAAUCCACCUGGCUGGUCUACAGCUGCACAUUGAGACGUUGGUUGAUAAUACUUUAAAUCAGGCAUUCAUGGAAGGAGCUAAAAGCAAGAAGGAGACACGUACUUAUGUGAAUCAUCUUAAAAAUGCCUUACCAGCGUGGUGCUUUAGAAUGAAGAACAUCAGCAAGAAAGUUAGAGAUAAACUGAGCGAAUUUGAGGGACUUUCCGAUCGAAACGCUAAGCACAUGUACAUAGAGAAAUGCCAGACAGCCCCAGGGUAUCACAGUACAUUCUACAAUGUUAAAGUUCCAGUUGAGGGUAAGUUUAGAAGAGGCCAUUACUCACAGCUGCUCGGGCUAAGCGACCAUCAUAUGAUAUUCCUUGAUGAAAAAACAAGAGAACUCGUGUCCUCAUUCUCACUGCAGGACAUACAAAAUGUGCAACAUUUACCGGCUGAUCCUUGCAGUCUAAUCAUUCAGUUUUCAACUGGCCAUAAAGUUCUAUUCAGUGUGGAGAGAGAGAGCUUUGCAAGACAAAUUGAGAUUGUUUUGGAUAAUCUUGGGCAAAAAGUCCUCCAUGACAUUGAGAAGGAGGACCUCCAGGAUUGGUGGGGACAAUCUCCGGCCUCCAUUCAAUACUCAGCUCCCAACGACAUUAAUUCAUUAUCUUCUGAAAGCUCACCGCCUCAGGAUGGGCUCGUAGGCAAACAAGCCUCCGACUUUGAGGAAACUAUAACGCCGAUACAAAAAGAAGGGGUGGAGCCUACUGAUGUGGCCACACCCACAACUAUAAAAGCUAUCGGAAUGCCAUUGACCCCACUAAAUGAUGGGGGCUUGGUCUUACAACACAGCACAGGUGGAAGUAUGAAGUCUCAGUUCCCAUAUCCUGACAUUGAUGGCUCUUACCCCUCCUUCUGUGACUGUCCACCAGACCCCGAGAUACCAUUACACAUUGAUAUUCGUCUAUUAUCACUACAAGAGAUCCUCAUGCACCCGAUUGAAAUAGCAAGACAGGUAACACUCAUUGAUCACGAGAAACUCAGUGCCGUAUCACGGGAAGAACUCUUACAACGAGCCGGACUCUUCCCACGGUCUUUACGAGAAACCAUUAACCCAACACCUUCCACUCAUAACCUGGUCUCAUCCUCACUCUCGUCCAUGCAAAGUGGGUGUGGUCAAGAGGUAGGAAUUGAGCAGUUGGCUCAGAGAUUCAACCAGUUGUGUAACUGGACGGUGCACUCUAUACUCCAGUACAGUCAGGAGGAAGACAGGGGGUGGGUCAUACAGCAGUUCAUCACUACGGCACAGUCCUGUCUUGAGUAUAGGAACUAUUCAUCAACUAUGGCCAUCGUUCUUGGACUACACUCGCCUUCUAUUAGGAGACUUAAACAAACAUGGCAGCACGUUGGCAAGUCAUUCAAAGAUGAAUUAGAUAGUAUGACAGAGCUCCUUAGUCAGCGCAAUAAUUAUAAAAAUUACCGGGAAGCAAUAGAAAAGACACGAAUACCAGCUGUCCCAUACUUUGGGAUCUUCACUCGUGACAUCACCUUCAUUUUGGAUGGCAAUCCAGACUUUCUCCACAAUCUAAUAAACCUUCAUAAGAGGCGACAGUUAUACGCUAAACUUGAAGAGAUUCGUCACUUCCAGGGAAACAAGUACAAGUUUGAGCCAGUCCCCGCCCUACAAGAACUGCUGACUCAGCAUGUGCCAGUAAACGAAGACGACUUACACGCUCAAUCUCAUUCACUGGAGCCGCCCGUGCAGGAAGGGGGUGGAGCCACACCAGCAGAGGGUCGGAUGAGGUCUAAUAGUGUCUCGUCUUUGACUAAUUUAGGGUUUUUGAGACAAUCCUUUAAUUCAAGGACUUCAGGGAGCUCGUCAAACCUGCUGAGCAUAUGAAUAUUAUUCAUUUAUUAUUAUUAUUUUUUGUUUAUUUAUUAUAUAUUUUUCAGAUAAUUGAUUAAGCAGAAAACAACAACUUAAAAUUUAAAA
Amphimedon queenslandica is the source of this 6519-nucleotide messenger RNA. RefSeq lists its product as uncharacterized. Gene Ontology annotation, cellular component: plasma membrane. The record is from RefSeq and is a predicted model, not a curated record. Gene Ontology annotation, molecular function: protein binding; guanyl-nucleotide exchange factor activity. The transcript is spliced from 20 exons. The coding region runs from base 259 to 6426 and encodes 2055 amino acids. NCBI's taxonomy places the organism in Eukaryota, Metazoa, Porifera, Demospongiae, Haplosclerida, Niphatidae. Gene Ontology annotation, biological process: Ras protein signal transduction.